Molecule: messenger RNA, 1670 nt
Organism: Paramecium sonneborni
Lineage: Eukaryota; Ciliophora; Oligohymenophorea; Peniculida; Parameciidae
Source: the annotation of a GenBank genome assembly
UUUAUAAAAAUGAUACCAUCAUGCUAAAAAUUAGCAAGAUCAAGCAGAGUAAUCUAUAAUUUUGCUGUAGCUAAUUAAACAAGAUAUGUAAUAAUUAAAUAAUAUGAUUAGAGUUCUUCUUAAUUACAAUAUUAUUAGAGUUUAAGAAUUCACAAAGAUAAAACUAUACCUUCAAUUUUAAAUAAUUUAUUGAUUAAUCACAUAUUAAAAUAUGAUUGGGUUGUAGAUUAAGGUCCAAAACUGUUUGAUUUACUUUAUGCUAUUUGUGGAACAAGAUUGUCUAAUUUUCUCAUUAAUCAGACGAUUGGAAAAGUAUUCACAGCAGGAGAAAACAUUGAAAGUGUAGAAAGAUAUCUGUCUUCAUCAAAUAAUAGUAAUAAUAUAUUAUAAUCUUUUAAGAAAUUUCCUAUAUUAUUGAUUACUGUUCAGAAGCAGUAGAGGGGAUAGAUGAUUGUGAAAAAUUUUAUGAUGAGAAUAGUUCUGUAUUUAGAUAAACAGUUUUAGAAUGUGCAAAGAAACCAGAAAAGAAGAAUAUGAUUGCAAUUAAAGUUUCUAGCUUAAUUGACAUGAACUUACUGAAGUAAAUCAAUAAAGCAAGGUUGAAUAUUUUUGAAUUAUUCUAUAAAAUUAGUUAGGGCAAAUAAACCAUUAAUAUUCAAUAAGUUCUUUAUAUUAAUUUUAUUUAGGUAUUCAACUAUCUUUAAGAGUAAGGAAUUAAUUUAAAUGAAAACGAAUAAAAAUAAUUUAUUAAAGAUGUUUUAAAAUUCAAUAAAAAUGAAAGUCAAAUUGAUGAAAUAACAUGGAGAUAUAGAGUUCAACCUAUUUUUAUGUUUGAAACUGAACUAAAUAAAAAUCCAGCAAUUAAAUAUUUUAAUAAUCUAAAUGAUAAACAACUAUUUUUAUUUGAAUAGUUUAUAGAAAGAAUUAAAUAUUUCAUGGAUCCGGCUUUAUAAAAUCAAAUUUGUGUUAUGGUAGAUGCUGAAUAAACUUAUUUAUAAUGGGCUAUAGAUAGUUUCUCUGAAUAAAUGGAAUCAUAUUAUAAUUAAAAUUAAACUCUAGUUUUUAAUACUUUCUAGAGUUAUCUAAGAUAAACUAAAAAUAGAGUGGAUUAUGAAAUAGCUAAAGCUGAAAUGUUCAAAUUGAAUAUUGGUAUUAAAAUGGUUAGAGGAGCUUAUAUGGUUGAAGAAACUAAGUUGGCUAAAGAAUAAAAUAAAGAAAAUCCAAUUAAUGAUGGAUAUGAAGCUACUACUGCAAUGAUUUAAAGAAACUUAGAAAAACUUAUUUUAAACAUUCGAAAAUCACCUACUAAAGUUUUUGUGGCUAGUCAUAAUGAAUAAACAGUAGAAUUUGUUAAAGAAGUAAUGAAUAGGCAUUCUAUUCCUAAUCAAGGAGGUAUUUAUUAUUAUUUAAACAUUAUUUUAGAUGUAUUAUUUGCUUAAUUGUAUGGAUUAUCUGAUCAUGUCACCUAUUAAUUAGCUAGUGAAGUAUAUAAAAUUAAUUACAUAAUUUAGGGAUAUAAAAUUUAUAAAUAUGUACCUUUUGGAAAAACUGAGAUUAUGAUUCCUUAUUUAAUGAGAAGAGCAUAAGAAACUAAAAAAGUACUACAAUCAAGUUCUUUGUAAACACUUUUGCUGAUUGAUGAAUUAAAAUACAGAUUUUAUUUGAAAUGA